Molecule: messenger RNA, 939 nt
Organism: Fragaria vesca subsp. vesca
Lineage: Eukaryota; Viridiplantae; Streptophyta; Magnoliopsida; Rosales; Rosaceae
Product: F-box/FBD/LRR-repeat protein At4g00160-like
Exons: 1
Coding region: 1-939 (312 amino acids)
Molecular function (GO): protein binding
Source: RefSeq, a predicted model, not a curated record
AUGGCCGCGGACACAUUGCUGCCUUACCUUCCGGACCUUAUUGUUGAAAAGAUUUUCCGACUCAUUCCCACAAAACUUGCCAUACGCUCAAGCAUUGUUUCCAAACAAUGGGCAAGCGUGUGGUCUUUGGGAGUCCCCUUCUUAUAUUUCGAUGACGAGGGAGAAUCCGAUGACCGCAGGACGCUGUUGUUCAUGGACUUCGUAGAAAGCUGUUUGAAACAUUUUGAGAGAACCAAGCUGUUGGAGUUGGACAGGUUCAUGCUUCGAAUGAGAUAUGAUUGUGAACUAAUAGACUCGACAAGAAUAGACAACUGGUUUAGUUUUGUGGUUGAUAGAUGCGUCAAAGAGUUAUAUAUCAGCAUUCAAAGAAAAGAUGGCAAUGAUGAUUCUGUCGAAGCAGCAAGCACAUACUACUGCAUACCUCAUACCAUUCUUAAUGCUCAAUAUCUUACUCAUCUGAAUCUGCAGCAUGUCAAAAUAUCGGAUAGGAGUAAUGAUCUGAUAAACCUUUCGUUGUUGAAAACUAUGACUCUAUAUGCUGUGCUGUUUGAUUGCUUGGAUAUAUCACUCUGGGAGGGCUGUCCUUCCAUCGAGCAUUUGUCCCUAGUUUCGUGUUCUUUUAGCUCAUUGGGGCCUUGGGGUUGGCAAAUUGUUGUCAAUAAUUCCAGCCUUAAAUUCUUGCAGAUCAUAUAUUGCAAGUGCAAGCAUAUUAGCAUUGAAGCUGAGAAUCUUGAAUUUUUUGUAUUCAUUUCAGUAUUUCCUCAACUAGGUUCAAUCUGGUUGAGUGAUGAAUGCGUCAAGUUGAAAAAUAUCAGUGUUUAUGCUCACCAUUCGGACAAGACUAGCUUCAGAAUGCCCGAAAAAUGUCCCCAUACUUUGAAGGCCGUUAUUGAUAUUCCACAAAAUGCAGCUAUUGGGACCUCUAAAUUUGCUCAUUAG